This is a messenger RNA of Haliotis rubra (blacklip abalone), 1030 nucleotides long. Its product is annotated as flavin reductase (NADPH)-like. The record is from RefSeq and is a predicted model, not a curated record. NCBI's taxonomy places the organism in Eukaryota, Metazoa, Mollusca, Gastropoda, Lepetellida, Haliotidae. The transcript is spliced from 4 exons. The annotation marks the transcript as partial.
AAAUUGCUAUUUUUUGGUUCGACAGGCCCGAGCGGCGCUCUGCUGGUGGAGGAGUGUCUCGAGAGUGGACACUCUGUCGUGGCCGUGGCAAGGAACCCAGACAAACUGACCAUCAAACAUGACAACCUCACGGUUGUGAAAUCGGACAUACAGAAUCAGGAUGAGCUAGUCGCCCCGCUGACGGGAUGUGACGCCGUCAUAUCGUGUUUGGGGUCAAGGGUAUCGAUGUGGUCCACCGUCACCCUCUACACAGACACCAUCAAGGUCAUCGCGGGAGCCAUGAAGGCGGCUGGCGUCAGCAGAUUCGUCGGAAUGGCGUCCUGGGGGACAAAAUAUGAUGCGAAUCAGCCGUUUGUGAUCAAGUAUAUCGUCCGCCCCCUGUUCCUGAAGAGGGUUCUCCUCAACAUGGGGCAGAUGGAGGACUAUCUGGCGGAGUGCGGGGACAUCGACUACACCGUGGUCAGACCUGCCCAACUCACGAUGGACAAGUCAUCAGGCAAAGAGGUACAAGCUGUCGAAGGCCAAUUCGUCCCUGGCGUAACGUAUACAAUUCCCCGCCGCGAUGUCGUUAAGUUCAUGCUGACGUGUGUCGUCAACGGCGAGUGGAAAAGGAAGUUCGUGUCCAUCGGAAUCAAGUGAAGUCACAGCCAGCAAAAUGCAAAAUGAAACGACGACUGAAAAACAGAAUCUGAAUAGUUCUUGAAAAAAUUCUUAUGGAGUCCCGUCAACUGAUCUCAGCGCAUCCUUGGAUGAUAUAGGGAUGUAGCUAACUUCGAGCUGGCCAGUACAGAGAUCAUGGGAUGACGUUGUAUAGCCAACUAAGUGAUUAAACAACCAGUGAGACAAACUCAAUCAAAGAUAUAUGCUCACAUCAAUCACAUAUCAACCGUCGCAGACAUCAUUAGUAGUGGAUCUGGAUACACUUGUUGGUAUUGUUCACGUGACUAUCAAAUUACGCUACAUCAUCAGCAGUGACCAUCUUAAAAAUGAAUUCCAAAUUUCUGUCUUACAUUAAAAAUUCUUAAACCUG